Molecule: messenger RNA, 1160 nt
Organism: Heterobilharzia americana
Lineage: Eukaryota; Metazoa; Platyhelminthes; Trematoda; Strigeidida; Schistosomatidae
Source: the annotation of a GenBank genome assembly
GUUAUCAGUGGGAAGGAAUCAAAAACAUUGAAAACCCUGUCUACACGUACGCACAUACCACAUCUACAGUCAGCUAUUCCACGUGAUGAUAGAAUGAGAGACAGAAGAAGAAAUCAAUAUAUGAACCAAUGAAACGAACUUCUUCAAUGAAAAAUUUUAUUUCUAUUCAUAAUUAUAAAAAGUAGACAUUAAUCGACACUGUAAAAAUACGCUAGAAAUAAUCGUCUACUAACUGAAAUUAAGAUUAUUCAUAUUGAGAAAAUCAGUCAAAAAUAAAAGGGGAUUAUUUCUUAUCAUCAUUAUUAUCUGUAUAUGUAUCCUUUGGAUUAAAUAUGUCAUCUGAAGAAUUGAAACAAUCAUUUCUAGCAUUUUGUAAUUUUGUCAAGAAGGGUUCUACAACAGCUACCGACAAGACAUUAAAGAAAAUAUGUACAGACUGUCAAAUUUACUCAAAAAAAUUGGAUGCUAAUCGGGUGGAUAUUGAAUUUCGUGCACAUAUUGGUAGUACAAAAAGGGAUGUUGACUUCCCAGGGUUCUUAAGUUUUCUUGAAGGUAGACUGGCCAAAGUGUAUGCAGCUGCAAAUGGUCUAGAACAGGAAGAAGCAAUAGCUCAACUUAAACAAAAAAUUGCUGAAACGUCACCAGCAAUUCAUGGUGGUACUAAAAUCAGUUCUGAUCCAACUAUAUCAAGAUUAACAGAUGUAAAGUCAUUCACUGGUUCACAUAAAGAACGUUUCGAUGCAGAGACAGGUAAAGGUCUAGGUAAAGCUGGUCGAGCUGAUCCAGAACCAUUUUUUACAACUAGUGGAAUUUCAGCUCCAAGAAAAUAAAUCUUCAGAAAUAACAAGAUAAACUUCCUUGAUUUUACUCUUCAUAAAUGAUCAUCAAAUCUGUACAGAAAUCUUUAUAUUCAAGAUGAGUGCAGCUAACUAUAUAAAUGCAUAAUCUGUUCAUUUGUUUCACCUAUAUUGGAAUUAUUAUAUGUAAAAUUGAUUUCCUAUUGAACAUUGAAUACCAUGAAUUUCUCUAUAACUCGACUUGUUUUAAUGAAUAUAUAUAUGUACUUAUUUAAAAAAAAUCAUGUUUUUAGAUGUUGUUUGGUAAAAUAAUCUAUAAAAAGAGUUUAAACUUCAUUCCUUUAUAAAGUCAUUUGUGUAGCG